Molecule: messenger RNA, 1490 nt
Organism: Daphnia pulicaria
Lineage: Eukaryota; Metazoa; Arthropoda; Branchiopoda; Diplostraca; Daphniidae
Exons: 4
Coding region: 85-1242 (385 amino acids)
Source: RefSeq, a predicted model, not a curated record
UUUUUGUAGUAGAGACAAUAGACAAAUGUGACGUUUCAAAGAAAACUUAAACAAAUCUUUAUUGACAUUUACGUCACUUAAAAAAUGAUUGGAAUGGGGGGCCUGGGACUGGAUCUAGAUUCUCUCAACGAAUCGGUUGCUUCGAGCAUGUCAGUUAGAGACAUGUAUUCCAACAGUAACCUGAACUCGGCUAGCAGUCUUUCUUGGGCCGAUGACGAAGUAGAAAAUUAUGCCACCAUGAAAGUGCAGCACUAUCUUGACAAUCUGGAAGACUUUCUUCACACAGGCGAUCCACCUAGUGAAAGAUGUUUCAACCAGUCUGAAGCCGAACAGUGGAUGCAGCUAGUCAAUCAUUUCAAGUUCCACGGUCUGUUGAAGGAAUCUCAGAGACAAGUCAACGAAGAGCAGUGGAGGAUGAACCCCAUCAAGAAAGAAUUGGAAAUACAAGGGCACAGUUUUGUCAAUUUGCCAUCAAACAACAAGUAUGGGAUGAGCAGCACAUCUAUGGGCUACAGCCAUUUUCAGACACCGAGAGUCAGGAGUGCCUACCCUACCAAAAAAGAAGUGCAACCAAUCAGGAUUAGAAGUGCUCAUCCGCUCAAAUCACCACCUCUGCCAGUCAUCGGUCUGCGAACGGGUGCGAGAUCCGGCAACGCCAACGAGCGUUCCUACUAUCGUCCGCGGAGCCCGUCCAAAAACGCCGAUUACAUGAAAAUUCUAGAUGAAACAGCCCGCCUUUCCAUCCAAAAAAGCAUGAGUGUAACAGCUGGCGACGUUCCAGCCUUUAGCCACAAGAGCAUAUCGCCCAGCAAGAACUACACUCAACUGAAAAGGAUAAAAUUGCAGCCGUCUGCCCUUCCCAAGUUCACGGAUAGCGUUACAGAGACCAUCACCAUUUUGCCUCCACUGGCCGAAGCCAAAAAUUCUCAUCCGCUCAGAAGCAAAGUCAAGCCCAAAACGAAUCCUGCCGCGCUUGUGACGAAUCUCAAAUCGGCCAAUGGCAAAAUGAAUGGAAGCGAGAACGUUGUUGGCAGGAAGCCCACCAGUGCCGUGCAGCCAAAUCGGAGCAUAGCGUCGCAAUCAAAACUUGGACAGCAGCACCGCCAAAUGUAUAACAUUCCUCCAUCCACUUACCGUACUGGAAAUAGUAUCGAAUUGGUUGGAACGAGCUUGUCGCUUUUCGAUCCUAUCGCCAGGUGUGUUCGCCCCAUUUCAAUACCAAAACUGCGCACAAAUUUUUGAAUUACCAUUCUGUAUUACCUUCGAAAAUAUCUGGUUUUUAAACUGUCUAGUCGUGAAAAAAUUGCGAUAGAGCAAAAAAAGUUCAACCUGUUCCUUGCCCGGCUCCUACCUCCCUUAAUAAUUGUUUUGAAUGAAUAGUUCAAUUAUUCAACGCUAAAAUCCCCUCAGACAAACAUGUCGGGCGCCGACGUGUCUAACUACUACUACUCUGUACAUUGUGACGAUGAAUAUAAUCUAAUCUAUCUGCA